AUGGCGGCCUCUUCUCGUUCUAGCCAGUAUCUGAAUGACUAUCUCAAUGAACGAGCGGAACGGGUCAACAACCUCCAAGCGGAGGUGAACCAGCUUCAAGCUGAAAACCAAGUCCUUCACGUCAAGCUCGCAGAGGAGAAGACGAAGAAUGCGCAAAACGAGGCGUCGAUGAAGGCAAUGAAAGUAUGCUUAAACAGCUUGAUAGACACUGCGGCUACGUCUACGCGGACUAGUGAUGGGUUCGAUACAGAAGUUACGACAGAUCAGCGCAAGCGAAGACGGGUCGAUGACUCUGAUGCUAUCAGCAUCAGCGAUGAAGCAGAGGAAGAGCCUGCAGACUCCUCCAAUUCUAGUACUGUUGUACCAACGACGCGUCCGUCUCAGGGUACAUCGAGGCAGAAGACGCCUACCUCGAGCGCGGCGCAAUCUUCUCGUCAACGCAGGAGCUUCCAGGCUCCAACAACCCCGCUCGAAGAGGAAGAGCCCACACACCCCUUCAAUUCUAGUACUGUUGUCCCUACGACGCCGAGGCGGGAUGCGUCUACCUCGAGUGUGGCGCAAUCAUCUCGUCAACUUAGAGGCAUUGGGGCUCCAACAACCCCGCUCGAACUAAGCCAGCAUAAAGAGUCAAACUCCAGCGCAUCCACUCGUAAUGAUACAGGCUCGAACUUAGCCAACGUCCCAAGAAUCAUAGUUCACCAGCGGGAUAUCGAGGAGCAUCAUUCAGUGCGGGCUCCGCAUGCGCGCAGCAAAUCCGCGAGAGGCGCAUGGGACCACCAUUGGCAGCUCUCAUCUCUCUGCGACAGCAUAAUAGACUAUCGACUCUCUCAGCCACUUCGUGCUGUCAACUCGAACCACAACUUCACCGACUUUGCCAUUCCGGCCGCUGAGGAUGGGCUUUCCCCGCCCGUCGGCGACUUUAGUGUAUUCUCGACCCUCUCAGUCAUGAAAACGAGCGACUUUGAGUGUUUAAAGAUUAAUGAUCUGUAUCAUCCACAUGCACCUACGAAGCCGGGAGGUUUCGGCGUUCUGUUCGGUGGGCCUGAGUAUGAGACGGGCGGUGUCGAGUUGGUGGUCAGAGAGGAGGCUGCAAUGUGGAAGUAUUAUGGAUAUUACGAAAUAAUAAAGCUCGAGAGGGUCGGGUGGGCAGAGUGGAAUGCGGUCAAUUACGAUGUUCGGUGGAAUUGGGCCCGCUAUUUCGCAUCUCACUUGACGGGCUCUGACUUGUCCUCCUGGGCGGCGGCUGCCCGUGGUCUCAGCCGUGAACCUAACGAAAUCGAUAUCGAAGACCUGAGGAAGUUCGGGAGAGCGAGUGCUGACGAGAUCAUGACGGAGUGGAACAAAGGACGCGCGUUGCCAUUCGCGUGGGGGCUGCAAUGUGUCGGCUACAAUGAGGCAUACCACAACGAGGCGCACAGGGCCGUUAAGCAGUGGGAGGAGAAGAAAUCGAGGGGCAAGUGA
Stereum hirsutum FP-91666 SS1 is the source of this 1461-nucleotide messenger RNA. RefSeq lists its product as uncharacterized. Bases 1 to 1461 code for a protein of 486 amino acids. The transcript is spliced from 8 exons. NCBI's taxonomy places the organism in Eukaryota, Fungi, Basidiomycota, Agaricomycetes, Russulales, Stereaceae. The record is from RefSeq and is a predicted model, not a curated record.